Molecule: messenger RNA, 1508 nt
Organism: Colias croceus (clouded yellow)
Lineage: Eukaryota; Metazoa; Arthropoda; Insecta; Lepidoptera; Pieridae
Product: endoplasmic reticulum-Golgi intermediate compartment protein 3
Exons: 8
Coding region: 307-1467 (386 amino acids)
Biological process (GO): retrograde vesicle-mediated transport, Golgi to endoplasmic reticulum; endoplasmic reticulum to Golgi vesicle-mediated transport
Cellular component (GO): Golgi membrane; endoplasmic reticulum membrane; endoplasmic reticulum
Source: RefSeq, a predicted model, not a curated record
CCGGUAUCUAUAGUUCCAUGGCCGGUAUAUAAUUCGGUAGAAAUAAAUUUUGUGUAUAAAUCUCAAUUCUCACAUAAAUCUAAAUUAUAUAUUUUAUAGCAAAACAUUAAACAAUAUAACCAGUUAUAAAUAAUUGACUGGGAAACUUUGCUUAGGUGAAAAUAACGUCAGACAGUAAAAAUCUAGUGCAUUGUGUUUUUAAUAGUUUAAUUAAGGAAAAAAUCGAUUUAACAUUAAUUCUUAAGCGAUAUCUCUGUGAAAUAGACGUCUAUAUACCUAUUAUUUCAUCUCAUAUUAGCUAAAAAUAUGUCUUCACAAUUAAUUAAUAAGUUUAAGCAGUUUGAUGCAUAUGCAAAAACUCUAGAAGACUUUAGAGUAAAAACAGCGACAGGUGCAACAAUAUCACUUAUUGGCGGAUCUGUAAUGUUUCUGCUCAUAUUAUCUGAGUUACAUACAUACAUGUCACCAAAUAUAUCUGAAGAACUGUUUGUUGACACAUCCAGAGGACACAAAAUGAAAAUUAAUUUUGAUAUUAUUGUUCCUAGAAUAUCAUGUGAUUAUCUAGUCUUAGAUGCAAUGGACUCAUCUGGUGAACAACAUCUACAAAUGGACCAUAAUAUAUACAAAAGAAGAUUAGAUUUAAAUGGUAAUCCAAUAGAGGAACCCAAAAAGGAAGAAAUUGUGAUUUCAACAUCCUAUGUUAAAAGUAACUCCUCAGAAAUAGCUCAAGUAACUUGUGGUAGUUGUUAUGGAGCCGCCUUCAAUGAAUCUCAGUGUUGUAAUACAUGUGAAGAAGUUAAAGAAGCAUAUAAAAUAAGACGAUGGGCUUUACCUGACUUGGCCACAAUUGAGCAAUGUAAGAAUGAUGAAUCUAUAGAAAAAGUCAAUCUGGCUUUGAAGGAGGGAUGCCAAUUAUAUGGCUACAUGGAAGUUAACCGGGUUGGAGGAAGUUUCCACAUAGCACCAGGAAAAAGUUUCACUAUAAAUCAUAUUCAUGUUCAUGAUGUACAACCUUAUUCAUCAUCAGUGUUUAACACUACACAUAUAAUAAAACGAUUAAGCUUUGGUUCAGAUAUUAAGAGUGGCAAUACUGCACCCUUAGACGGAGUAACUGGCUUAGCAAAGGAAGGUGCUGUUAUGUUUCAAUAUUACAUUAAAAUAGUACCAACAAUGUAUGUUUCACUUGACAACCAAGUCUUGCAUACAAAUCAGUUCUCAGUUACUAGGCACCAAAAAUCUGUCUCUAAUGUAAAUUCAGACUCUGGUAUGCCAGGAGCAUUUUUCAGUUAUGAACUAUCGCCCUUAAUGGUGAAGUAUACAGAAAAGGAAAGAUCACUUGGACACUUUGCAACUAAUGUAUGUGCAAUUGUUGGAGGAGUAUUCACACUGGCUGGUAUUUUUGAUUCACUUCUAUACCACUCUCUUAAUGCUUUCCAAAAUAAAAUUAUGUUAGGCAAGGCUGGAUAAAUUAUAAUGUUUUUAAGAAUGUAUUAAAAUCAUCUACAUUA